AUGGUCGGGGCCAUGACAAAUCGCUCAGGAAUGGCUUUUAAAUUCUGCGCGUUUUUGCUCGUGGUGAUUCGAUUGCAAACGCGAGUAGUGUGCUCGUCAUCUGCAUCACCGCUCGCCCCAGCCUUGUACGUGUUCGGCGAUUCGCUGGUUGACAGCGGCAACAACAACCUGCUGCCCACCCUUGCAAAGGCCAAUUACCUCCCUUACGGCCACGAUUUCCCGAGAGGCACCACCGGACGGUUCACCAACGGGAGGACCGUCGUCGACUUCCUCGCUGGAUUUCUGGGGCUGCCUUAUGCUCCCCCAUUCCUGAGUUUUAGGACAUCAGGAGUGAUCACCGGCCUGAACUUUGCGUCCGGGGGAUGUGGCAUUCUCCCUGAGACAGGAAGCGUCACGGGAAAAUGUCUUAACUUGGAUGACCAAGUGAGGUUAUUCGAGAGUUAUGCCGCCAAUGAUUUACCAAGGCUCUUCAAGAGCUCCGACGAGUUCUCCGGCAAUUUGACCAAGUCCAUCUUCGCCUUCUCGAUUGGCAGCAACGACUACCUCAGCAACUACCUCAAUCCAACGCUCUACAGCACGAGCAAAACCUAUGAGCCUCAGCCGUUCGCGCAGCUCCUCGUGGCUUCUCUCUCUCGGCACCUGGAGAGAUUAUAUAACGUGGGAGCGAGAAAGUUUGUUGUCUUUGAGAUUGGCCCGAUUGGUUGCAUCCCGACUAUCGCCAAGAAACCGAACCACGACGGAGUAUGUGACGGAGGACCCAACUUGCUAGUUUCCUACUUCAAUCAGAUGCUUCAGCCGAUGCUAGAGAACAUGACAUCCAGUCUCGCGGGAUCAAUGUUCGUUCUCAGUCGAGCGAACGGGAUUGGCUAUGACGCAGUAAUCAAUCCCUCCAAAUACGGCUUGACGGACUCGACCAACCCAUGUUGCACGACGUGGUGGAACGGAACUUUGCCGUGCAUUCCGUUGCUGGCCCCGUGCCCUGAUGCCGAUAAACGCUUCUUCUGGGAUGGAUACCAUCCGACCGAUGCAGUUUCCUCGAUCAUAGCUUCUCGGUGUUUCAGCGACACAAACAUCUGUUCUCCGGUCAGCAUACAAGAUCUCGUGAAGAUAUGAACAUCUCAUUCGAUUAGUCGUAUCGAAGGCUGCUUACUAUCUUGGGUCAAUAAGAGGUCGUCUCUGGCAUAAUGUA
Molecule: messenger RNA, 1189 nt
Organism: Rhodamnia argentea
Lineage: Eukaryota; Viridiplantae; Streptophyta; Magnoliopsida; Myrtales; Myrtaceae
Product: GDSL esterase/lipase 7-like
Exons: 5
Coding region: 1-1113 (370 amino acids)
Molecular function (GO): hydrolase activity, acting on ester bonds
Source: RefSeq, a predicted model, not a curated record